CUCUCUCUCUCAUACACACACACACACGCACACACGCGCGCGCGCACACACACACACACACACACACGUACACUAAAAAACUCGGACCAGCAGCGCCGCAGCUGCUCCAAUCCCUGGAAAAGGCAAUCGAGCGCCCUCCGGACCGCUGCGCACAGCCCCGGCUCCGACCUGGCGCCCAAAACAGAGCUAGUCCUAGUCCCUCGCGCGGCCAGUUUGGCCGGGUGUUCCCAAAAAUAAAGCGAGGAGGGAAGGUACAGACAGAUCUUGAAAACACCCGGGCCACACACGCCGCGACCUACAGCUCUUUCUCAGCGUUGGAGUGGAGACGGCGCCCGCAGCGCCCUGCGCGGGUGAGGUCCGCGCAGCUGCUGGGGAAGAGCCCACCUGUCAGGCUGCGCUGGGUCAGCGCAGCAAGUGGGGCUGGCCGCUAUCUCGCUGCACCCGGCCGUGUCCCGGGCUCCGUGCGCCCUCGCCCCAGCUGGUUUGGAGUUCAACCCUCGGCUCCGCCGCCGGCUCCUUGCGCCUUCGGAGUGUCCCGCAGCGACGCCGGGAGCCGACGCGCCGCGCGGGUACCUAGCCAUGGCUCGGGCGAGCAGGCUGCUCUUUCUGUGGCUGGGCUGCUUCUGCGUGAGCCUGGCGCAGGGAGAGAGACCGAAGCCACCUUUCCCGGAGCUCCGCAAAGCUGUGCCAGGUGACCGCACGGCAGGUGGUGGCCCGGACUCCGAGCUGCAGCCGCAAGACAAGGUCUCUGAACACAUGCUGCGGCUCUAUGACAGGUACAGCACGGUCCAGGCGGCCCGGACACCGGACUCCCUGGAGGGAGGCUCGCAGCCCUGGCGCCCUCAGCCCCUGCGCGAAGGCAACACGGUUCGCAGCUUUCGGGCGGCAGCAGCAGAAACUCUUGAAAGAAAAGGACUGUAUAUCUUCAAUCUGACAUCGCUAACCAAGUCUGAAAACAUUUUGUCUGCCACACUGUAUUUCUAUAUUGGAGAGCUAGGAAACAUCAGCCUGAGUUGUCCAGUGUCUGGAGGAUGCUCCCAUCAUGCUCAGAGGAAACACAUUCAGAUUGAUCUUUCUGCAUGGACCCUCAAAUUCAGCAGAAACCAAAGUCAACUCCUUGGCCAUCUGUCAGUGGAUAUGGCCAAAUCUCAUCGAGAUAUUAUGUCCUGGCUGUCUAAAGAUAUCACUCAAUUCUUGAGGAAGGCCAAAGAAAAUGAAGAGUUCCUCAUAGGAUUUAACAUUACGUCCAAGGGACACCAGCUGCCAAAGAGGAGGUUACCUUUUCCAGAGCCUUAUAUCUUGGUAUAUGCCAAUGAUGCUGCCAUUUCUCAGCCAGAAAGUGUGGUAUCAAGCUUACAGGGACACCGGAAUUUUCCCACUGGAACUGUUCCCAAAUGGGAUAGCCACAUCAGAGCUGCCCUUUCCACUGAACGGAGGAAGAAGCGCUCUACUGGGGUCUUGCUGCCUCUGCAGAACAACGAGCUUCCUGGGGCAGAAUACCAGUAUAAAAAGGAUGAGGUGUGGGAGGAGAGAAAGCCUUACAAGACCCUUCAGACUCAGCCCCCUGAAAAGAGUAAGAAUAAAAAGAAACAGAGAAAGGGACCUCAUCAGAAGAGCCAGACACUCCAAUUUGAUGAGCAGACCCUGAAAAAGGCAAGAAGAAAGCAGUGGAUUGAACCUCGGAAUUGCGCCAGGAGAUACCUCAAAGUAGACUUUGCAGAUAUUGGCUGGAGUGAAUGGAUUAUCUCCCCCAAGUCCUUUGAUGCCUAUUAUUGCUCUGGAGCAUGCCAGUUCCCCAUGCCAAAGUCUUUGAAGCCAUCAAAUCAUGCUACCAUCCAGAGUAUAGUGAGAGCUGUGGGAGUCGUUCCUGGGAUUCCUGAGCCUUGCUGUGUACCAGAAAAGAUGUCCUCGCUCAGUAUUUUAUUCUUUGAUGAAAAUAAGAAUGUAGUGCUUAAAGUAUACCCUAACAUGACAGUAGAGUCUUGCGCUUGCAGAUAACCUGGCAAAGAACUCAUUUGAAUGCUUAAUUCAAUCAUUAGUUUAUUUUUAUGGACUUCUUCCGGUUUUUUUUUUUUUUUUGCACUGCCAAUGCAUUUUGUUUCAAAAGAUUAUUUCUAUAGUCAGAGGGGAAUGAGCAAAUAGACUGAAGAUUGCCACCAAGGAAAAGGACUGUAUUUGUUUCUGAAUGUAACUUAAAGCGAGAUUUUUAGUAAAUAUGGACAUCUAUUUCUCUUUUUGUAAUCAAACACAACAACUUAUCAAACUGUUUUUAGAACUGUUAGAGAACACACGGGUUUAUUUUUGUAAUGUUCUUUGAAAACAGAAUGGAGAAGCAGCAAUAGCUUGUCAUUUAUCUCAUUUAAUGACUAAUGGGAAAUAGAGAACAAUUUCACGUUUUGAAUUAGGCUUAUUGCCUUAGAUUCCUGAGAAAGUGCUAAAUAAUCAACUCUGAUGUUUUUCUUAAGUUCUUGAGACUCUUGUUUAUCCUUGUUUUCCCUCCACAAGUCAUUGUCUAAGUGUAAUGGAAAGUUUAUGCUGAGCGUUAGUGUGUAUGUAUGUGCGUACAUGCACCAGGUGCCUGUGCCCUCUGUAGGAUGGUUUGCUUAAUAUGGUUUUAUAAUUCAGUUUACACAGGAUUCUUUAUUUUUUUAAUUUUAUAUUUUGGCAAACACCAUUCAGUUAUAAGAACUUUGCCAAAUAUGAUAGAAUAAUUCAAGAGCAUAUACAGAGAGUUACCACUUGACCCAGCUAUUUAAUUGCAAAUACAGUUGUUUUCAUUUCAUUUCCUACCAGAAAAAGGAAUCAGCAACCUAGUUUUUGAAAACACAAGUAUAAUUCCUCUUUUGUACUUCUUUUUCACAAAUGCUUUUAUUUAUUCUAAAUUGAAUUUAAAAAUCCUUCCUAAAGCCAUUAACUCUUUAAUUCUCCUGAUAUGCCUUUACUUCCUAUGAAGUUAUUGGUAGAUGUUGAGGCCCAAAAACUGAUAGAAUAUUGAAGAUCUUCUUAAAUGACCAAUUUAACCAUAACCAAAUAUUGAAUAUCAUUCUUCAGUCACAUCUAAGUCAGGCACUUUUUCACAUAGAUCAGGGCUUUUGGCUCAGUCAUGAACUCUACAAGUUAGCAAAGCUUACAAAACAUUAUUCACCAGGUAUGGGAAUCAAAUAUAGACACUUGUUUGUCUUUGCUUUCCAUUUCUAUGUGUCACAUACAUAUAUGUGUCCUCUUAUAACUUUACUCUUCAAAAUUAUUUCAAUAUCCUUCUUCUCAUUAUAUUUAUUUGUGUGAUGGAAAUGCUUUCAGGCCGUAGAUCAUUGUUGGUGUUAAUCUGUGGUUAAUCCUCAUUUUAGUUCCGUCUUAUCUGAUACUUAGAAAUAUCUCAGCCAUUUUGGAGGCUGUGCAGUAUCAGAAGACAUGGAGUUUGUUCUGUCUCUGCCUGUAGCUAAUUAUGGUGGUUCAGUCAUUUAAUAAAUAUGUUUUGAGCAUCUAUUUUGUGAAAGGCACUGUGUUACCUGUGUGUCUUUAGUGUCCUCACUGGUAAAAUGAAGAGGCUGGCCAUGAGCUGGAAGGGUUAAGUUUAUAAUUCCAGCUAUUUCACACCCGUCUUCCUUGAAGGAAUGAUAGCGAUAGAUAUAAAAACACUGUAAGUCCCUCUUUUAAUAAACUAAAUGCAAGAACAUCGUA
This is a messenger RNA of Gorilla gorilla gorilla (western lowland gorilla), 3681 nucleotides long. RefSeq names its product bone morphogenetic protein 3 (gene BMP3). Gene Ontology annotation, molecular function: growth factor activity; cytokine activity. The record is from RefSeq and is a predicted model, not a curated record. Gene Ontology annotation, biological process: osteoblast differentiation. NCBI's taxonomy places the organism in Eukaryota, Metazoa, Chordata, Mammalia, Primates, Hominidae. The transcript is spliced from 3 exons. Gene Ontology annotation, cellular component: extracellular region. Bases 580 to 1998 code for a protein of 472 amino acids.